UUUUCUUCUUUAUUUUCUAUUUUAAUUGAAUAAAUAAAAAAAAUGAAAACAUUUUUACUCAAAUUUAUUCUCUCUGCAAUUAUGUUUUCUGUCACUUCUCUUGCAGGAAUUGCUGCUAUAAUGUUGAGGCGCAAACUAAACAGAUUGGCAGAAGUUCAAAACAGAAGAACGGAGUGGAUAUUAACUUUACUUUCUUGUUUUGCAGGAGGAGUAUUUAUGGGGACUUGUUUUCUAGAUAUAUUCCCUCAUAUUAAUGAACAUUAUGCCCAUUUUCGAAAAGAAGCAAAUUGGUCUACCGAAUUUCCUUUACCUGAAUUUAUUAUUUGUUUAGGAUUUUUCCUAGUUUAUUUAUUGGAAGAGCUUAUUCUCAAAGUUUUUGCACCACAAACAGAAAAACGUAAAAGAUGCCGAACAAUUUCUCGACAUUUAGGCAAUAUUGAUGGGAAAGAUUCUUCCCUUUCUAUUUGCUCUAAACCUGAUUGUGUUAUGAAUUCAAUUAAAAAUAAUAAUGAAAUAGAUAUUCAACAAGUAACACAAACUUUAAAACAUUGCUCUUCUUGUCUUGAUAUGCUUACACAUGAAGUAGUAAUAGACAAAUAUUUAAAUGAAGAAUCAAAAACAACGGAUUUACUUAAAUCAUUAACAUUUGCUUUUGCAAUAUCUUUUCAUUCAGUACUUGAAGGGUUUGCUCUUGGAGUGCAAGAUAAUUCUGCUGGAAUAUUAACUUUAUUUAUUUCUUUAAUUAUUCACAAAAGUAUUGAGGCCUUCAGUGUUGGAUUACAAAUAAAUAAAUCUGGAAAUAAUUCUUUAAUUAUUGUUGGGUCUUUAAUUCUUGCUUAUGCUCUAAUGACUCCGAUUGGGUCUAUUAUUGGUGAUUUUAUUACUAAUCUCGAAAUAAAUGAAUUACCAAAGGAAGGAAUAAUUAUUGGUUUAGAAUCUUUGGCCGCAGGAACCUUUAUUUAUGUAACAUUCCUUGAAGUAUUAGCUCAAGAGCGUGCAAAUGACCAUUCAAAUUUGUUGCAAUUAGCUGCUAUAUUUAUUGGAUUUCUUGUUAUAAAUAUAAUACAGAUAUAUGAAUUAACAACGCAUUCACAUUCACACGGAAUUACACACUCAACUAAUGAAGAACAUGAACAUUAAUUAAAUUAUAAUUUUUUUAAUUAGAUAAAAUUUUUUAAUAAUUGUUUAUGUCCGGGAUUUGUCCGAAAUUUUCCAAGAGGAUUAACAAAGUAGGUAGAAAUGCAAAUGGGGGCACGAACCAGAUAAGUGACUAGCCGUUCCUCUAGAGUUAUAUAGGCUCUCCCUAAAUUUACGUUUUUCUCGAUACUUCCUGCAAUAAUCGGGGUGAUUUUUAUUUAUUAUUUAGACAAGGAUUGCGUCGUAAUUACACAACCCCAAUUUAGACUAACGCUGAAACUGAUAUUUAUC
Molecule: messenger RNA, 1428 nt
Organism: Meloidogyne enterolobii
Lineage: Eukaryota; Metazoa; Nematoda; Chromadorea; Rhabditida; Meloidogynidae
Source: the annotation of a GenBank genome assembly